Messenger RNA from Colossoma macropomum (tambaqui), 2462 nucleotides. It is a transcript of the gene fbxo40.1, whose product is annotated as F-box protein 40, tandem duplicate 1. The coding region runs from base 337 to 2367 and encodes 676 amino acids. The record is from RefSeq and is a predicted model, not a curated record. NCBI's taxonomy places the organism in Eukaryota, Metazoa, Chordata, Actinopteri, Characiformes, Serrasalmidae. The transcript is spliced from 4 exons. Gene Ontology annotation, molecular function: ubiquitin protein ligase activity; protein binding; zinc ion binding. Gene Ontology annotation, cellular component: cytoplasm.
UAACCGGAUUCUGUGUUUCAGAGGUCACACUGUUCGUCCACCAUGUGCGCUUCUAUCUAUUUUUAACAUUCAGACACACUGCUGACAUUAGUACACUCAGCCUUAAAGUGACUAAGCUGAACACCAGCAAGGAGCUGACCGUAUUAACACGGCUGGGGACAGAUGAUCACUGAAUACUGUUCCAUUUUCAGCCACAUGGGGGAGAAAAGAUAAACAACAAAUCAGCUCCCUGUAUGAUGUUGAAUGCAGCUCAGUGUGGUCAGAUUCACAUUUUGAUGUAAGGAAUCAUUUUCAGAUGAGAAUUCAAGCCCAUGCAAUUCAUACUGGUUUGUAGACAUGGUAAGACAAAAGGCUCCAGCAUCCAAGCUGCACAGACACUGUGAGAGCUGCUACAGUCGGCGCUGCAGAGCUCCCAUUGAGAUCUCCGUGUCAUGCAUGAUCAUAAAGUGCCGCUUGCUCUGUGGCGCCACCUUUCACAUGUGCAAAGAGGAUGAACACAUGCUGCUGUGCCCUAACGAGAAGGUGCCCUGCCUCAAUGCCCACUACGGCUGCCCUUUCACCAUGUGCCGCUCCAAGUUAGCCAAGCAUCUGCAAGUGUGUCCCGCUAGCGUGGUGUGCUGCUCAAUGGAGUGGAACCGCUGGCCCAUUGAAGAGGCUGAGCCUCCUGAGUUCUACCAGAACAUCUUAACGAAGAAUUACACCCAGGAGCCACUGGACCUGUCCAUGGCUCUCCGGGACCAGACGUAUCUCUUUCAGUCCCUUAAAAUGAAGGCUCUUUUUCCUGAGCUUGUUGAAAAGGUAGAGGAGGAACCUGGAGUUCAGGAACUGGAAGGAGCUGUUGGAGGGGUGUUGAAUGGUGUGGAGGAAGCCUCUACUUCUGAAGGUGCUGACUUAGUAGAUGCUGAAUUUCAGGAAAGGCCAUUAACCCAAGAAGAGAGAGAGGCAUUAGCAAGGGAUACUAAUGUCUCAGGUAUUGGAAAGUACAACGUCUGGGAGAAAAUGUUCAGCAUGGAGCUGAGUGGUUGCAAGCACACUAUUAAAUCACUGGGUACAAACCCACCCUCCAAUGGUAAAGAGCUCAAACCCCAAGCAAAUCCAAACAGGCUAGAGAUCUUACCGGAGGAGCCACAGAAACACGCCAGGGAAUCCAGUACACUUUUGGAAACGCCAUAUUUCAAUCCAUUUGAAAUGGACGAGCGCAAGUUUCUGAUAGCAACAUCAUUGUUUGCUUGCGAUACUCGCCCAAAGAAGAAACUCAUAUAUGAGCAUCUGGAGCCCAUGAAGAUUAAGACAGUGAGGACGUUCAAGAUACCCACCAGCUUUAAGGCAAGACCAAGUUACAUUCGCAAUCCUGGUCGUUACAAAAGGGUUAGCAAAUCUGUCGACACAUCAGACCUGGGCAUUGACAUGGAUGAGAUGCCAAAAUGGGAUGAGGUUCAAGCGACCCUUUUGUGCUCUUUGGAAAAAGAACGAAGAGGACACCUGAUCGCAGAGGCCACUUCUUCAGAUGCCCUCUUGAUGAGUGAGGGAACUCAGACUUAUGACUUUUUCUCUGUUCCUUUCAAAGUAGAUGCCACUCUGGCAGACAUCACUGCAGAUAGGUCUUUGCAGCUUCAUGUCCAGAUUCAGACCGAGAGUGUCACCAACAAACACAAUAAAUCAAGCUCUGCAUUUACGUAUCUCUGCUGCCAUUCGUUCAGACGAGAUGAGUUUUCUUCUCACUUCAGGAAUGUUCACUCAGAUAUCCAAACCAAUUUGAACGGCUGGUUUGAGCAGAGGUGUCCUCUGGCUUAUCUGGGCUGCACCUUCAUCCAGAGACGGUUCCAGCCUUCCACACACAGAGCCACUGUCUCCUAUGAUAAAGAGCUCAGCACAUUUACCAUCAGACCCGAAGUGUCGUCCAUCCUUUAUGAAGGUGUGAGGACGGUAUCCACAGAAAGGAAGCGAGCGCGAAACCUGGACGCUCUGAGCAAGCUGCCUUUUGAGGUUCUAGUCCACAUCGCUGGGUUUCUAGACAGCUUCACUCUGUCUCAGUUUGCUCUGGUAUCCCGCCUAAUGAGAGAGGUCUGUGGCACACUGCUGCAAGAAAGGGGCAUGGUCUCAUUGAAAUGGGAGAAGAAGGUCUAUUCUCAUGGAGGCUGGUGCUGGAGAAGCAGACAAAAGGUCUGGCAGUUCAGCAACGUGUUCUCGACUGUGGAUAAGUGGUGCUUCGACGAGUUUCCUCCAAUGUCUGAGCAUCUUAAGGUCUGCCCUUAUUAUCAGACGGAGAACAGAACAGAACCUGUACACCUAACUUCUGUCCAGGAAUGCCAUAAAAAAGAAAAGAAGACUCAGAGUCUUGUUUCCAUGUUUUUAAAAAAUAAGUAGGAUUUGCAUUGCUCCUGUUUACUUAUAACUCCUGCUACCCAUAAUACAACAAAGCCUGUACUUUGGUUUUGAUUAAUAAAACUGAAGUCUGCAUA